Cryptococcus wingfieldii CBS 7118 is the source of this 1848-nucleotide messenger RNA. RefSeq names its product amidophosphoribosyltransferase. NCBI's taxonomy places the organism in Eukaryota, Fungi, Basidiomycota, Tremellomycetes, Tremellales, Cryptococcaceae. The transcript is spliced from 8 exons. Gene Ontology annotation, molecular function: amidophosphoribosyltransferase activity. Bases 1 to 1848 code for a protein of 615 amino acids. Gene Ontology annotation, biological process: purine nucleobase biosynthetic process; purine nucleotide biosynthetic process. Gene Ontology annotation, cellular component: cytoplasm. The record is from RefSeq and is a predicted model, not a curated record.
AUGGACCCUGUGCAGGGCGGCGACCGGCGCUCCGAGGAAGGAUUUACCGACAAGAUAAUCCAGAGCACAACUUUUUUGUUCUCUUUUUUCUUUUCAGAUUGGUACACACCAGUCCAUCCGCUCUUUCCCCAAACCCUCCUCAUACCCGUCAAGAUGUGUGGUAUCAUUGGUCUUCUCCUUCACGACCCUCUGAACACUCAGACUACCCUCGCUGCUGCUGAGCUUGCCGAAGGUCUCUCCCUUUUGCAGCACCGAGGUCAGGAUGCUGCCGGUAUCGUCACCUGCGGGUCGGGUGGUCGAUUCAAUCAGGUCAAAGCGAACGGGAUGGUCAGAGAUAUCUUUGACGAGGCUGCCGUCGCUGGCUUGAAGGGUUGGAUGGGUAUCGGACAUGCUCGUUACCCCACUGCUGGAAGCUCCGCCCACGCCGAGGCUCAGCCCUUCUACGUCAACUCUCCCUACGGUAUUACCUUUGCUCACAACGGUAACAUCGUCAACACCCCCGCUCUUCGUCAGUUCCUCGAUGUCGACGCCCACAGGCACAUCAACACCGACUCUGACUCUGAGCUCCUCCUCAACAUACUUGCCAACAACCUCCAAAAGACUGGCAAGUUCCGUAUCAACGAGGAGGAUAUCUUCACCGCUAUCGGAGACCUCACCAAGACUUGUGUCGGCGCCUACGCCUGUGUUGCCAUGAUUGCCGGUUUCGGUCUCGUCGUCUUCCGAGACCCCAACGGUAUCAGGCCCGCUGGUAUCGCUACCAGGAAGGGCGCCAGGGGUGGUCUCGACUACCUUGUCGCUUCUGAGAACGUCGUCGCCCAGGGUCUCGGUUUCUCCCACUGGGAAGACGUCAAGGCCGGUGAAGCCAUCAUCAUCACCCGUGAAAAGGUCACCCGCCGACAAGUCGCUACCCCCAGCACCUUCUCCCCCGACAUCUUUGAGUACGUCUACUUUGCCCGACCCGACUCUACCAUCGACGGUAUCAGUGUUUACCGAAGCCGAAUGGCGAUGGGAGAGUACCUUGCGGAGACUGCCAAGGUUGAGUUGGCCAAGGCGGGGUUGAAUGUGGAUGUCGUGAUUCCUGUACCGGAUACCUCGAGAGUGGCUGCUUUGCAGCUCGCCCAACAUCUUGGUAUCCCUUACAGGGAGGGUUUUGUCAAGAACAGAUAUGUUGGAAGGACCUUCAUCAUGCCUGGUCAGACUCAGCGACGAAAGAACGUCAGACGAAAGUUGAACGCCAUGCCCAUGGAGUUUGCCGACAAGGUCGUCAUGCUCGUUGACGACUCUAUCGUCCGGGGUACCACCUCCAAGGAGAUUGUCCAGAUGGCCAAGGAAGUCGGUGCCAAGAAGGUUAUCUUUGCCUCUUGCGCUCCCCCCAUCCGCUUCCCCAACGUCUACGGUAUCGACAUGCCCUCUCCCCAAGAGCUCGUCGCCCACGGCCGUAACACCGAGGAAGUCGCCACCGAAAUCGGCGCCGACCUCGUCAUCUUCCAAACCCUCGACGACCUCGUCACCUCUUGCAAACAAUUCAACCCCUCCAUCCCUCAAUUCGACUGCUCCGUCUUUACUGGCGAGUACGUCACUGGUGGUGUCGAUGACCGAUACUUGGAGCACUUGACAAAGUUGAGGAACGACAAGGCGAAGGCGAAGAAGACGCAUCAGGCGUUUGAGCAGGCGGAGGCAGAGUAUGGGUGCAGUGGACCGAUGAAUGGAUCGGACGCGCUCGGGUCGUCGCCCAAGAGGCAAGACGCCAUCCUUGGGCUGGGUAACCACUCGCCCAAGAUAGGACCUACGGCCAUGAGCUCGCCCAAUGACACCGUCGGCCUUCACAACUCUUGGUUCGGCUCAUAG